Molecule: messenger RNA, 3004 nt
Organism: Erinaceus europaeus (western European hedgehog)
Lineage: Eukaryota; Metazoa; Chordata; Mammalia; Eulipotyphla; Erinaceidae
Gene: RABL6
Product: RAB, member RAS oncogene family like 6
Exons: 15
Coding region: 416-2536 (706 amino acids)
Cellular component (GO): cytosol; nucleus
Molecular function (GO): GTP binding
Source: RefSeq, a predicted model, not a curated record
CAAUUUCGGGCUAGGGGGAAGGGGGACUAUCCGGAUACCUCUGUGGAUCCAACUCACUGCAAGCUCACUCGCACAGCCUCGCACUCUCUGCCUUGUCGGUGCCCGUAGCAACAAGACCCUCGUUUGCACCGCCCCGCGCUUGCGCGCCGCCGCUCUGCCUUGUCCCUCGCGGCGCCCCGUAGCCGCGCGCCCAGCACGGCCCGCCGGCGCCAAGAUGGCGGCGCUGACGAACGGGGAGCGAAGCCGUCUAAGCUGAGGCCCGAGUUCUUGGAGGCGGGCGCCGGGCGGCCGGAAGCCCGGCCUGUGGCCGCACCGGCUGCGGGUCGCUGGGACAUGGUGCGCGCAGAGCCGCGCCGCUGCCAUCGCUGUCGCUGAGUUCGCCGGCCUCGCCGGGCUCUUAAGUCAGAGCGGGAAGAUGUUUUCCGCGCUCAAGAAGCUGGUGGGGUCGGAGCAGGCUCCGGGCCGCGACAAGAACAUCCCCGCCGGACUGCAAUCCAUGAACCAAGCACUGCAGAGACGCUUCGCCAAGGGGGUGCAGUACAACAUGAAAAUAGUGAUCCGAGGAGACAGGAACACGGGCAAGACGGCACUGUGGCACCGACUGCAGGGCAAGAAGUUCGUAGAGGAGUACAUCCCCACGCAAGAGAUCCAGGUCACCAGCAUCCACUGGAACUACAAAACCACUGAUGAUAUCGUGAAAGUAGAAGUCUGGGAUGUAGUUGACAAAGGAAAAUGCAAAAAGCGCAGUGAUGGCUUGAAGAUGGAGAAUGACUCCCAUGAGGCAGAAGCUGAGAUGGCACUGGAUGCCGAGUUCCUGGACGUGUACAAGAACUGUAAUGGUGUGGUCAUGAUGUUCGACAUCACCAAGCAGUGGACCUUCAACUACAUCCUGCGGGAGCUCCCCAAGGUGCCCACCCAUGUGCCGGUGUGUGUGCUGGGGAACUACCGAGACAUGGGUGAGCACCGUGUCAUCCUGCCUGACGAUGUGCGCCACUUCAUUGACAACCUGGACAGGCCUCUAGGCUCCUCCUAUUUCCGCUAUGCUGAAUCCUCCAUGAAGAACAGCUUUGGCCUGAAGUACCUUCAUAAGUUCUUCAACAUUCCGUUUCUGCAGCUUCAGAGGGAGACACUGCUGCGGCAGCUGGAAACCAACCAGCUAGACAUCGACGCUACGCUGGAGGAGCUGUCAGUGCAGCAGGAGACUGAGGACCAGAACUAUGACAUCUUCCUGGAGAUGAUGGAGGCACGCAGUCGUGGUCACACAUCCCCACUGGCGGCCAAUGGGCAGAGCCCAUCCUCGGGCUCCCAGUCUCCAGUGGUGCCUCCAAGUGCCAUGUCCACUGGGAGCUCCAGCCCCAGCACGCCCCAGCCAGCCCCAGCAGCACCACUUCAGGCCCCUGCCACCUGCCCCUCACCCCCGUCCCCCCUGGAGGCCCCAGGACCCCCCACCCAGUCUGCCCCACCCCCACGGCGCAGCAUCAUCUCUCGGUUAUUUGGGACCAGCUCGCCAGCUGCCGAGGCCACCCCUUCACCUCCAGAGCCAGGUCCAGCUGCAGAGCUCCCAGCAAAGGUACAGAAUGUGGAGGAUUUUGUUCCUGAAGAUGGCCUUGACCGCAGCUUCUUAGAUGACACAGCCCCUGCAGAGGACGAGAAGGACAUUGGAACCAAGGUCCUACAGGACAGUGACAGUGACAUGGACACCCCAGGAGGAAACCCAAUGGUGGCAGGUUUCCAGGAUGACGUGGACCUGGAUGAUAAGCCACCUGACAGGCCCUUGCUGCCCACGAACCCUGACCCCAGGGGCAGUGUCACUCUCUCCAGUGAGGAAGAAGCAGAGGAGGUUGCAGGGCACCCUACAACCACUGUCCUAUCCCCUCAGAAGAAUUCCAAGCCAGAGACCAAACGGUUCCCCACAAAGGCCUCAAAGCCACACAAGGACCCAGCUCCCAGGGCCACAGAGUCCCUCACGAAGGGCUCCUCUCGAGGGCACAAGGAAAAAAAGGCUGGGCCAGCUGUAUCAUCAGACAGUGACCCCGAGGGGCCCAUCGCUGCCCAGAUGUUGUCCUUUGUCAUGGACGACCCUGACUUUGAAAGCGACUCGGAUACUCAGCAGAAAGUGGGUGAGUUCCCAGUUCGAGAGGACCCCUCCGACAUGUCAGAUGAGGAUGCCAGUCCUGCCCAGCUGUCCUUGCCUGCCAAGCCACCCAUCCCCACUUUCAAACUGAAGAAUGACUCGGAUCUUUUUGGGUUGGGGCUGGAGGCAGGCCCCAAGGAGAGCAGCGAGGAAGAUAAGGAGGGCCAGCCACCCCGCAAGGAAGAGAAAAAAAAGAAGAAGAAGAAGGGCAAAGAGGAGGAAGAAAAAUCCAUGAAGAAGAAGAGCAAGCAUAAGAAAAGCAAAGACAAGGAAGAGAGCAAAGAAGAGAGGCGGCGGCGACCACGCACCAAGGAGAAGAGGGCAGUGGAUGAGCUGGAAGCCUUCUUGGGUGGUGGGGCCCCCAGUGGCCUCCGUGGGGGCGGGGACUAUGAGGAGCUUUAGGGCUGGGCCAGGACCAGUGUGAAGAGGUUGAGGAGGAGCCUGGGAGGACACGUCUACUCUUUGCCAGCUGGGGGCGGGGCCACCCAGCUGAAGGGGACUGCAGGCAGCCGGCCCCAGCGCUUCUCAGGGAUGGGACUGAGGCCAUGGAGGCCCAAGGCCGUUUACAGGGGUGGGUGUUGCCCUCACCCCCCACUGCCUCCUGCUUGCACCCCAGUCUGAUUGCGCUCUCCCAGGGUCUCCACAUAUGGGUGGACUCUGCUUCCUGGUAGCCCAGUGGGGGCACUGGACAGCCAUGCUCUAGGCAUAGGCUGGUGGCUGCACCUCUUCCAGGAGAGGCUGUGCCAGGCACCACAUCGGCUUUGCACCCGUGCUCGGGGUUCAAGCGCUGCCCAGGACCAGGGAGGGCCUCCCCGGUGUCCUGUGGUCUGACACUCCACCCCACCAUAAAAGCUCUCCUGUUUUAUUGCA